Messenger RNA from Corylus avellana, 1145 nucleotides. Its product is annotated as soluble inorganic pyrophosphatase 6, chloroplastic. Gene Ontology annotation, cellular component: cytoplasm. Gene Ontology annotation, biological process: phosphate-containing compound metabolic process. The record is from RefSeq and is a predicted model, not a curated record. Gene Ontology annotation, molecular function: inorganic diphosphate phosphatase activity; magnesium ion binding. NCBI's taxonomy places the organism in Eukaryota, Viridiplantae, Streptophyta, Magnoliopsida, Fagales, Betulaceae.
CUUUUUGUGAGUGAUUCUCGUUGACACCAACGGCUAUUGGUGGUACAGAAAAGUUAGGUCACAGACACACAUGGCUGCUGCUGCUGCGGCGGCGAGAGCGGUGGUUGCAGCAGGAAACCAUGGCUGUCUAACGACGUCGUAUUUAUUUCUCCACAGACCAUUCUCAGCCACAAGAACAAACAUAAGCAGGGCUCUUCGUCUGAAUCCUAAUCUCAAUGGAUGGCCCAGGAGGCGCUUCACUUGCAGAGCUGUCUACAAUCCGGAGGACGUUCUGAUCAAAGAGGAAGGGCAGCUCAAAACCCUGGAUUACCGUGUCUUUCUUGUCAAUCACUCCGGCAAAAAGGUAUCUCCUUGGCACGAUAUACCGUUGCGCUUGGGCAAUGGGAUUUAUAAUUUUAUCGUUGAGAUACCUAAAGAUACAAGUGCAAAAAUGGAGGUUGCUACUGAUGAGCCAUACACUCCUAUAAAGCAGGACACGAAGAAGGGAAAACUUCGUUACCAUCCCUACAACAUAAAUUGGAACUACGGACUUCUUCCUCAGACUUGGGAAGACCCAUCAUUUGCUAACUCUGAUGUUGAUGGAGCAUUAGGAGAUAAUGAUCCAGUUGAUGUUGUUGAGAUUGGAGAGAGGCAGGCAAAAAUUGGUCAAAUCCUUAAGGUCAAGCCACUAGCUGCUUUAGCUAUGAUUGAUGAGGGGGAGCUUGAUUGGAAAAUAAUUGCGAUUUCAUUGGAUGACCCAAGAGCUUCAAUUGUGAAUGACAUUGAUGAUGUCGAGAAACAUUUUCCGGGUACUCUCACUGCAAUCAGGGAUUGGUUUAGAGAUUACAAAAUCCCAGAUGGAAAACCUGCUAGCAGAUUUGGUCUUGGCAACAAGGCAGCAAACAAGGAUUAUGCUUUAAAGGUCAUCAAUGAGACAAAUGAGUCUUGGGCUAAGCUAAUCAAGAGAUCUACCCCUGCUGACAAUCUUUCACUUGUGUAAAUUUAAUCAACACUGUUGGCUAAUUAUGCUGCUGCUUGCAAUUGACACAUCAAAAGACUAUUCUUCCUGUGUGAGCAAAGAGUUCCCACUUGAUUUUUACUUUGAAUAAUCAUUUUUAUGUACAUGACACUAUUGUUUUACUCAUUGCCUGCUCUCUUGGAACUGA